Molecule: messenger RNA, 1716 nt
Organism: Linum tenue
Lineage: Eukaryota; Viridiplantae; Streptophyta; Magnoliopsida; Malpighiales; Linaceae
Source: the annotation of a GenBank genome assembly
AUGAAUUCCAACAACUGGCUCUCCUUCCCACUUUCGCCUACACAUCCCACCUUGCAAACCCAUCUCCAGUCUUCUCAUCACUCCGGCCACCACUUCUCCCUCGGCCUAGUCAAUGACGCCAUGGACAACUCUUUUCAAUCCCAAGGGGAUUGGAGCCUUAUGAACAGUCAAGCAAGCAAUGAAGUUCCAAAAGUGGCCGACUUCCUAGGAGUGAGCAAAUCCGACAACGACAGCCACCACGCCGGAGAUAAUCUCAUCUCCUACAACGACCUUCAUCAACAUCAUCACCACCAAUACAUGUUUGCCACCGGCGGCGGCGGCAGCAGUCUGCUGCCGGUGGCCACCGCCUCUAGUAACUACGAGUACCAAGAGAGUGCCGGCAGCCUGCAAGGGCUGACGUUGUCGAUGGGGAGCGCCAGCGGGAAGAGCGAGACCAGUGGGGAUAACACUAGCGCCACCGCCGAGGCCGCCGCUCCGAGGAGGACAUUGGAUACUUUCGGCCAGAGAACUUCCAUUUAUCGCGGCGUUACGAGGUCGGUCGUCUUUGCACUUUAUUUUUUCAUGUUGUCUUUGAAAUGGGAAUGCAGGCAUAGAUGGACGGGAAGGUAUGAAGCUCACCUUUGGGACAAUAGCUGCAGAAGGGAAGGCCAAUCAAGGAAAGGACGACAAGGUGGUUCAGGUGGGUAUGAUAAAGAAGAUAAGGCUGCUAGGGCUUACGAUAUGGCUGCUCUUAAGUAUUGGGGUCCAUCUACUACCACCAAUUUCCCCAUCACCAACUAUGAGAAGGAGUUGGAGGACAUGAAGCAUAUGACCAGACAGGAAUUCGUAGCUUCCAUUCGAAGGAAGAGUAGUGGCUUCUCCAGAGGUGCAUCUAUGUAUCGUGGUGUUACAAGGCAUCACCAACACGGAAGAUGGCAAGCGAGGAUCGGCAGAGUUGCCGGAAACAAAGAUCUCUACCUCGGCACCUUCAGCACGGAGGAGGAGGCGGCGGAAGCAUACGACAUAGCGGCGAUAAAAUUCCGCGGCCUCAACGCCGUCACCAACUUCGACAUGAACCGCUACGACGUGAAGAGCAUCCUCGAGAGCAGCGCGCUCCCCAUCGGCGGCGGCGCCGCCAAGCGGCUCAAGGAGGCCCAGGCGCUCGAGUCCUCCCGCAAAAGGGAGGAGAUGAUCGCGCUCGGCUCCACCUAUCCUUACGCCGCCGCCGCCGCCGGCUCGAGCCGGCUCCAAGCCUACUCUUUAAUGCAGCCGACAACGACGCCGUACGAGGCCCAGCCGCUGCUCACCCUACAGAACGGCACCGAGAUGUCGUCCUACGACGCCGUUCAGAACAACUACUUACAGACUCAGCUCCAUCUCGCCAACCAAUCGGCUGCUGCCACGUCGUACCCGGGCUCGUCGUUCUACAACAGUUACUUGCAGAGCAAUAACCCGGGGAUGCUCCACGGGUUGAUGAGCAUGGAGGGCGGGAGUAAUAAUAAUAGUGGCGGUGGUUCGGGUGGGGCGGGUUACGGUUCGGUUGGUGGUGGGUUCUUGGGGAUGGGGACCGGUGGGUCGGGUAGCAUGGGUGGACCGGGUUCCGGAGGAGAGGAAGGGGUUGGGCCGUUGGUGAAGGUGGAUUAUGAUAUGCCUUCGACCAAUGGGUAUGGUGGCUGGACCGGGGAGUCCGUUGUCCCAGGGUCGAACCAUGGCAUGUUUACGAUGUGGAAUGAUUGA